Messenger RNA from Acanthosepion pharaonis, 1062 nucleotides. The record is from the annotation of a GenBank genome assembly. NCBI's taxonomy places the organism in Eukaryota, Metazoa, Mollusca, Cephalopoda, Sepiida, Sepiidae.
AUGUGUUUCUUUUUGCUCCGUUUCUUUUCUCUUCGUUUCUUCUUUAUUCGUUUCUUUUUUUCACCAGUUUCUUCUUUCUUCGUUUCUUUUUGCUUCGUUUCUUUUUGCUUCGUUUCUUUUUGCUUCGUUUCUUUUUUCACGUGUUUCUUUUUUUCUUCGUUUCUUUUUUCACGUGUUUCUUUUUUUCUUCGUUUCUUUUUCACGUGUUUCUUUUUUCACCAGUUUCUUCUUUCUUCGUUUCUUUUUUCUUCGUUUCUUUUUUCACGUGUUUCUUUUUUCUUCGUUUCUUCCUUUCUUUUUUCUUCCUUUCUUUUUUCUUCGUUUCUUUUUUCACGUGUUUCUUUUUUCACGCGUUUCUUUUUCCUUCGUUUCUUUUUCUUCGUUUCUUUUUUGUUCUUUCUUCGUUUCUUUUUUCACGUGUUUCUUUUUUUCUUAGUUUCUUUUUCCACGACUUUCUUCUUUCUUCGUUUCUUUUUCUUCGUUUCUUUUUUCACGGGUUUCUUUUUUCACGGGUUUCUAUUUUCACCAGUUUCUUCUUUCAUCGUUUCUUCUUUCUUCGUUUCUUUUUUCGCUUUCUCCUUUCUUCGUUUCUUUUUUCGCGUGUUUCUUUUUUCAUGUGUUUCUUUUGUCACCAGUUUCUUUUUUCUUCGUUUCUUUUUUUUAUGUGUUUCUUUUGUCACCAGUUUCUUCUUUCUUCGUUUCUUUUUUCACGUGUUUCUUUUUUCUUCCUUUCUUUUUUCUUCCUUUCUUUUUUCUUCGUUGCUUUUUCCACGUAUUUCUUUUUUCUUCGUUUCUGUUUUCACGUGUUUCUUUUUUCUUCGUUUCUUUUUUCAUGUGUUUCUUUUCCUUCGUUUCUUUUUCCUUCAUUUCUUUUUCUUCGUUUCUUUUUUGUUCUUUCUUCGUUUCUUUUUUCACGUGUUUCUUUUUUUCUUAGUUUCUUUUUCCACGACUUUCUUCUUUCUUCGUUUCUUUUUUCUUCAUAGAUUUUUACACGUAUUUCUUUUUUCUUUGUUUCUCUUUUCUUCUUUUCUUUCUUUCUCGUGUUUCCUUAACAUUGACUGA